Messenger RNA from Neodiprion fabricii, 783 nucleotides. RefSeq lists its product as uncharacterized. Bases 102 to 680 code for a protein of 192 amino acids. The transcript has 4 exons. NCBI's taxonomy places the organism in Eukaryota, Metazoa, Arthropoda, Insecta, Hymenoptera, Diprionidae. The record is from RefSeq and is a predicted model, not a curated record.
UACGACCGUGUUGUCGGGUAUAUAAAAGACGCCGAAAUAUCGAUACGUUAACUCUGUCCUGGGAUCAGUUUCUGAAAGAUUCCUGAUAAUAUCUGCAGAAAAUGGCCAAGCUUCAAAUUGCCCUCUGCUUCCUGCUCGUCGCCUAUACCGUUCGAGGCGACGGAAUAUUUGGUAUCAGCUCCGAGUGGUGGGAGUCCUUGUCGAAAGAAUGGGAAGAUCUUCUGGAUCUUGUUAAAAACACGGCUAUCACCAAUCAAACGUGCGUAGAACAGUCUUGGGACAUAGAAGAGCUGUCUUCCUCGAUUCAACUGAACAGCAGCGUAUCAUGCCUCACAGAAUUGAAAACUGCCGUCGAAUCCGAAAGCUCAAGCGAUACCGCGUUAUUGGAGAUCAUUGACGAGCUGAUAGAAAUUUUCGAAGAAGGCUCGACGUGUGCCAGCACUGAAGAUAUCUGGGCCUACGUCGAGUGCUACAUAAAUACCAUCGUGAACGCUAUCAAAUACAUCCUGAGCAAUUUUACCACCGAAGUAGUCGCGGCUUGGGAACUCCUGUACAGCAGUGAUGACAUUAAAUCCAUAGCAGGAAACUGCACCGAAACCAUCAUCGAGACAAUAGCGGUGGCGAACUUCAAAAGUGCUGUCCAAGAAACAGUUGAAUGUUUAGAAAAAUGGACGAGCUGAAAUGGGGUAUCUGACCGCAUCUCAUCUGUACUCCGACCUCGUUCAAGCUAGAUAUUACAUCUGUGUGAAAGAUAUUCAAUAAAAUUUUACCCCCAGCAUUAAA